AUGGUGGAUUACUAUGAAGUUCUAGGAGUGCAGAGAUAUGCGUCACCUGAGGACAUUAAGAAAGCUUAUCAUAAAGUGGCACUCAAAUGGCACCCUGAUAAAAAUCCAGAAAACAAAGAAGCAGCGGAGAGAAAAUUCAAAGAAGUAGCUGAGGCAUAUGAGGUAUUAUCAAAUGAUGAAAAACGGAACAUUUAUGAUAAAUAUGGCAAAGAAGGAUUAAAUGAUGGAGGUGGAAGUCAUUCUGAUGAUGAAUGUGAGUAUGGCUGCACAUUUCAGAAGCGAGAUGAUAUCUUUGAAAAAAUUUUUGGUAAAAGUGACCCAUUUUCAUUUCACUUCUUUCAAGACUCACUUGAGGAUGUUUUAAAUAGUCCAGGAAGCUCCUAUGAAAGCAGAAGCAGAGGUGCAGGGUCCUUUUUCUCUACCUCCACUGAACAUCCAAUUUUCGGGCAAUUUUCUUCAUGCAAUACAGGACACAGAUCAUGUGGUUCACGGGGGCAUGAAAGCCUUACUUCAUUCUCUUCCCUGGUGUUUGAUUAUAGUGUCAUGGGCAACUACAUAUCUGACAAAUUUGUCAAUGACGCAAAUAUUAACACAAAGAAAAUUUUUGAGAAUGAUCAAGAUAGAGAAGUUGAAGAUGACGGAGAGUUGAAAUCCUUCCUUGUAAAUAGUCUGGCAGAUGAAGACGGCUUUGUAGAAGGGUGCAGCUGGAGAGCACAGUCAUACAACAAUCAUUCACCAAAUCGCUAUGGCCCCAAACAUGUAUCUCAAUAUACUUUUGUGGACAAUGAUGGACAAGGUAUAUGUUGGGUCACCAGCACACGGGAUCCUUUUAUUUUCUCAGGAUUCAAAGAAGGUGGUAAAAGGAAAAAGAAGAAGCACAAGAAGGUACAGAAAAAGAAAUCGACCAAGAGGAAUCACUAA
This is a messenger RNA of Otolemur garnettii (small-eared galago), 921 nucleotides long. It is a transcript of the gene DNAJB7, whose product is annotated as DnaJ heat shock protein family (Hsp40) member B7. The transcript has a single exon. NCBI's taxonomy places the organism in Eukaryota, Metazoa, Chordata, Mammalia, Primates, Galagidae. The coding region runs from base 1 to 921 and encodes 306 amino acids. Gene Ontology annotation, cellular component: endoplasmic reticulum membrane; cytosol. Gene Ontology annotation, biological process: positive regulation of proteasomal ubiquitin-dependent protein catabolic process; protein refolding. The record is from RefSeq and is a predicted model, not a curated record. Gene Ontology annotation, molecular function: Hsp70 protein binding; ATPase activator activity.